AAAGUACCUUUGCAGCUGAGCGGGACCGUGACAUCCAGGAAGUGGUGCUCGGGCAUAAGAAGUCUCCCCACAGCCACGUGGCGUCAGUGACACCUGGGUCACGGGGAAGAGAGGGCAGCGCGGCAGCUGGGCAGCCCGGAGGAACGGAGGCCCCUGGAGUCCCCUGCGAAGGCCGCAGCGACAGGCUCUGCUGCUCAUGCCGGUGGGGCUCUGCCAGGAGAAAGCCAGGGGCAAGACCCUUGCCAGGGGCCUGGCUGGCACAGCAUGGAGCACUCCAGCAAGAUGGAGUUUUUCCAGAAGCUAGGCUACGACCGGGAGGAUGUGGUCCGGGUACUCGCCAAGCUGGGCCAGGACGCCCUGGUCAACGACGUGCUGCAGGAGCUGAUCCAGACCGGCAGCCGCCCCGGGGCCCACCUGAGCAGUGCUGCACCCCUGCUGGUCCCCAGGGGCUCCUGUGGGACCCCGGACUCCAUCCGGCGCGGGCUGGGGGCCGAUCCGGAGGAGGACCGGAGAUCCGAAGCGUCCUCAAUAAACCCUUUCUGUGUCUCUACAGAUUCUUUGUUUUCCCAUUGUAGCCAUGGAAAUAAAGAAGUCUUCUCUUGCCGGGGAAUCCAGCUGGCUGUGGACUGGUUCAGGGACCCAUCCUGGAGGAAGGACCCCCCGAGAGCCGACACCCCCAUUAGAGAGCAGCAUGUGCUGGAGGAGCUGGAGCGCCAGGCGGUGCUCGUGUACACCCCGUCGCGCAAGGUGAAUGGCAAGCGCGUGGUCUGCUACGACGACCGCUACAUCGUGAAGGUGGCCUACGAGCGGGACGGCGUCAUCGUCUCCAAUGACAACUACCGUGACCUGCAGAGCGAGAACCCCGAGUGGAAGUGGUUCAUUGAGCAGAGGCUGCUCAUGUUCUCCUUUGUCAACGACAGGUUCAUGCCUCCUGACGACCCCCUGGGCCGCCGGGGACCCACCCUGAGCAACUUCCUGAGCAGGAAGCCAAAGCCCCCGGAGCCCUCCUGGCAGCACUGCCCAUAUGGCAAGAAAUGCACCUACGGCAUCAAGUGCAAGUUCUACCACCCGGAGAGGCCGCACCACACGCAGCUGGCGGUGGCCGACGAGCUAACAACAUCCCAGGAGAAAGCCCAG
Myotis davidii is the source of this 1137-nucleotide messenger RNA. RefSeq names its product zinc finger CCCH-type containing 12D (gene ZC3H12D). Gene Ontology annotation, cellular component: cytoplasmic ribonucleoprotein granule; nucleus. The record is from RefSeq and is a predicted model, not a curated record. Gene Ontology annotation, molecular function: RNA endonuclease activity; metal ion binding; mRNA binding. Lineage: Eukaryota; Metazoa; Chordata; Mammalia; Chiroptera; Vespertilionidae. Gene Ontology annotation, biological process: 3'-UTR-mediated mRNA destabilization; nuclear-transcribed mRNA catabolic process, RNase MRP-dependent.